GCCGGAUGGGUACGUCGCCAACAAUCUCACCACUGCACAACACACAGACACAAAACAGACAACACGUGUCCAUUGCAGUGUAUGUGCCGCGGCCGAGCUCUGACCUGAAUCGCUUGUAGAGGGGGUUGCCGGGGCCGGGUUGCGACAGCGUCGCCUCGGUGGUCGACACCUUCUUGCGCAGGAUGGUCACGGUUUUCACCUCGUGUGCAGUGCCGUCCUCUGCUCGGAGGAAGGGCCCCAUCGCCUUGCCGAAGUCCUUCAGAUGCCCCGCCGCCCCCUCCAGCUCCGCCACCGCCGCAUUGUAGCCCUCCACAUACUCACGCAAACGAUCUCCCAUGCUGUCCGUCCCGCUGCCACCCUCAUCGCCCCCCUCCUUAUCCCCCUCCGCCUCUCCGUCGUCCAUGUCGACGUCCUGUGAUGGUGUGUCGAUGUCGAGUGGCGUGUGGGUGAGGAAGAGCUUGUGGUAGAAGGCGAAUAUGGGAUCCUCCUGCUGUGUGUCGUCGAGCUUGAUCUCGUGCUGCUCAGCUGAGGCGUCUGCAGCCUCAACCAUGGAGAUCUCAUCAGACAACCUGACACACACAGGAGAAGACACACAAUGAAUGACCAACUUCCCCUUCCCCCUCCCUCCGCUCACCAGUCCACAUACUUUGGAUCUGCGUCGAGGAAGGGCCGCCCCUCCUCAUCGCGGGGCAGGGCGUCCACGCAGUACAGCAGCAGAUGGGCGAAGUAGGUGCGGCGGAGCUGAUCCAGCAUCAGCCCCUUGCGCGACACACCCACCACCCGGCCGCCCACAUUGACCUCCACCUCCCCCUCGAUGCCGCCCGUCAGCUCCAACUUGCCGCCCGUGUUCUCAAUCAGCUCUUUGAUGGCCGCGGCUUUGGUCUGCAGCUGCUGGAUGGCGGCCGUGGCGGCGUUCUUGAUAGCGAGCAGGGCGGCGAUAGCCGAUGCGAGAAGCCUGUCGAGCGAUUGGCGGCCGAUACGGGGAGCGGGGUGGUGCUGGUCAUCGUCAUACGGCUGGCCAGCGGCAGCCGCAGCCGCUGCACCAUCAUUCACUUUGCGCUUCUUGCCGAGCAU
This is a messenger RNA of Vitrella brassicaformis, 1074 nucleotides long. NCBI's taxonomy places the organism in Eukaryota, Vitrellaceae. The record is from the annotation of a GenBank genome assembly.